AGACUGUAUCAUCGCCUUUAUUAGCGUCUCUGUUUUAUCGCGUACAGUUCUCAAUCCUCACAUUACGACACCCAUCAUAAUGUCCACAUCCAUCAUGUCCCUCGCUGCCCGCACCGCCGCCAGACGCGCUGCCGUCGCACCCAAGCUGGCCUUCGCAGCAUAUGCACCCCGCUUCUACUCGAGCACCACUCAUGGCAACGAUCCUGAGACUCUCGAGACCGAGAAGCAACGUAACCUCAAAGGGAUUCAAGGCGAGACAUCAACCACCAUCGAAAAUGCGCCCGGAUGGAACGAAUACCUCGCUAGUGAUUCUGAGGCGGACGUGAAGGCUGACCGCUCCGAAUUGAAGCUACCUGAGCUUCAGCAGCUCACCGUGGAACACGUCAAGAAGAGGCAUCAUGCCACCGGUUCAUCUUCUGUCGACCCAAGCGAGCAGGGAAGUAACACGGCCGCCAUGUCGGACGGCGACGUUGUCGACGCGGUUUAUGAACGUGAAGAGGUGACAGGUCCUCUCAAGGGUGCUGCGAGCGGCUCCGAGUUUGUCGAGGAGGACAUCGAGGUUACUCACCGUGUCACAAGAACCCGCUGAGCGGUGGGGGAGGAAACACGGGCAGCAUUGUAUAGCAGUGAUUGUAUUCAUAGUGCGUUGAGGUUAUUGUCCUUGUAUGUGUAGCGUUCUUCCGAUCGAUUUAUGCAAACGGAGAUUGCAUUGGUCGACUUCUGUGACCAUGAUCAAACGAUUUGCGAAC
Laetiporus sulphureus 93-53 is the source of this 749-nucleotide messenger RNA. RefSeq lists its product as uncharacterized. Lineage: Eukaryota; Fungi; Basidiomycota; Agaricomycetes; Polyporales; Laetiporaceae. The transcript has 3 exons. Bases 95 to 589 code for a protein of 164 amino acids. The record is from RefSeq and is a predicted model, not a curated record.